Messenger RNA from Ornithodoros turicata, 1173 nucleotides. RefSeq lists its product as uncharacterized. The transcript is spliced from 4 exons. The coding region runs from base 583 to 1173 and encodes 196 amino acids. The record is from RefSeq and is a predicted model, not a curated record. NCBI's taxonomy places the organism in Eukaryota, Metazoa, Arthropoda, Arachnida, Ixodida, Argasidae.
UAAGCGCCAUCUUGAUGCAGUUCACCGGCUGGUCGACUUGCACUUUUGUCGCGCUCAGUGUAAUCUACCAGGGUCGCCGGCUUAUCACUCACAAGCGCCUGUGAAAUGGGGGCUUUGUUACCAAACUGAAAGGAUUCAAGGACGAAGGGGCCUCGAAGGAUGCGGUACGCAACCCCUUGCAUCGUGACCAACGCUUUGCAUCAACAUGGCGUCGGGGACUGGUUGACAACUGGACAACAAUAGAUCGCGGAGAGGGAGGUCGUUCAGCCGUGACGUCGCAUGACGCGGUUCAAGUUAGGCUUCACCUAAUGACCAAACUCUCUCUAUAAACGGCUCUGGGUUCACAGAUCGAGCAGCGCCAUCUCACGGGCCAACUCAGGGCCGUGGUGGAUGGAACUACCCAGUGGACGUAGCAUCGCCAAAAGCACGUCCCCGUCUACGUUCGAACCUCUGCCCCCACGGGUCCUCCAAUUGGCGCGCUCCGGGUGGGCGGGGCGUGCGAGGGAGAGGGAAAAUCUCAGGCCAGCUCUUUGAGAGAAUAGUCGAUUUUUUUACUAUUAGGGAUACCACAGCGUGGUGCUCAUGGCGCUCGUCGAUGCAGAUAAAAAGGCCAUCUUCGUAGAUACCGGGGUCCACGGAAGGUGUAACGACUCUGUGAGCUUCCGUGGUACGGAACUAUUUCAGAAGCUCGAGAGUGGAGAGUGCAAUAUCCCUGAACCUGUCCCACUCCCUGGCCAAAAUGGCCCAACUGCUUUCGUAGUGGUCGCGGACGCAGCCUUCCCAAUGAAAGACUACAUGUUGAGACCACCAGAAAGAACUCAAAGAGAACUGCAAAGCAAAGCAAAUCGUGUGUACAGUUACAGGCACUCAAGGGCACGACAUGUCGUCGAAAGUUUCUUUGGGAUAAUGGCCUCACGGUUCCGUGUCCUGCUGACCGAGAUAAAUGGACUGCCUGAGAACAUAGCACAGAUAAUACUUGCAUGCUAUGCCCUACACAACUACGUGAGCCACAAGGGGAACCAAGGCGCGACAUCACAGUCAACUGGAGUUCUUGAAGACCUGUCAGGAUUUGGCACAAGGGCAUCGGAAAAUGCUCGAACAGACAGGUUCAGGGACUACUUUGUCAGCGAGUGCGGCACCGUGUCGUGGCAAGACAAAUACCUAGACAAAUAA